GCAGCAAAGGCGGCCUUGGCCACCGCCCCACCGCGCCCCAUUCAGAGCCGGAUGGCGACUCCCUCGCAGGUUAAAGUUUAACGCGAGGAGGGGCGCCCUCUGGCGGCCGCGAGCGGCUCCGCAGGCGACAGCGUCCCCUGUCACUUUCGUUCUCGGUCGGUUCCCGCGGAAGAAGCUGCAGCGCUGCGGGUCGGGGGCCACCAUGGACCACCGCGGGCCGCAGAAGAUCAGCACCGGCGUGAGUAUCUCUGCGUGUGUCCUGGUUGCGUGGCGGGUGGGGUUUGCCUAGGAUUCGCAGGAAUCCAAACGCCCUGAACACUUUUUUGGGGGGUGGGGUCACUCCCCCCAAAUAGGGGCUAGUUUGGGGCUGGAUAGAUGGGUGGGGGGAGAGCGAAAUCGGGGAGGGGGCUUAAGGUACAGUCACCCGUUUCAUGUUAAUGAGGGAAAACGGAGGCAGGAGGGCAGUUUUGCACCACCAACAGUCACGGAUCUCGCCCACACUUUUUUUUUUUUGCCCCUACUAUUUUACUAAAUUGGUGGGUUCUUGCAUAUUCGCCUGUCAAAGUACAUCAUUCUUCCUCUUCUCAUAUCCCCUACAGAAUAGUAAUAGAAUCGCAGAAUCGUAGACUUUGUAGACCCCAGGGAACUCAGCUAAAGCACCCAUGACAGAUGGCCUUGCAACCUCUGCUUGAAAACCUCUGAGGAAGGAAUAGGCACAGCUGUUUGCAUUUUACAGAGGAGAAACUGAGGCAGGGAGAAAGGUUUCCCCAACAUUAAAUGACUUAUCUGUUAGAAUCAUAGCUGUCAACCUUCCCUUUUUUUGCGGGAAAUUCCCUUAUUCCAGCACCGUUUCCCACUGCUUCCCGCUGCUAUCCCGGAUUGUUAUAUAUCCCGUAGACUGUCCCCGGGACAGGUGAGGCUGCUGAUCCCUUAUUUUCAAGGCCGCUGAUCCUUUUUUUCAAAUCUGAAAGUUGACAGCUAUGGUUAGAAUUGGUGUGACCUUGCCAGGGCCAAAGCUCUACCCACUAGGCCAGGCAUAGGCAAACUCGGCCCUCCCGAUGUUUUCGGGACUACAACUCCCAUGAUCCCUAGCUAACAGGACCAGUGGUCAGGGAUGGUGGGAAUUGUAGUCCCAAAACGUCUGGAGGGCAGAGUUUGCCUAUGCCAGCACUACACACAUUCCCCAAAUGGAUGAAAAGCAGCUGAGAUCAAAGUGAAUCAGCCCAGAGCUGUGUGCAGUGAACAGUUAAUAUUCCCCCCGGAUUCUAUGAUCUGUAUCAGUUAAUUCAAACUGAGGACACCCCCCCCCAUUAUUCAUAUUUAUUAUUUUGCAUAAGCUUUUCCGGUUUGGUUGGUGAAUCAGCCCCACAAUUUAAACACAGCCAAUAGCUACCUCACCUCCAGACAUUGUUGCACAGAGAUCUAUGCAUUUGGGUGGUACCCCUAUACAUGGAGGUCUACCUGAGAGUAAGUCCCAUUGAACUCAAUGGGAUAUUAACAGGAGGUUAAUAUCAUCUGCCUUUUACAUAAGAAAUAUUGUAGCAACAGAUACAACCGGCGAAACAGUUUCGUACAAAACAGAUGCAAUCAGGAAUAAAGUUGGCCGUCUUCUGUGCGGAUGUGCCAGCCAAUGGAUUUCGCUCCUUUGCAGAGGCAAUGGCGGAUAAUGCUGCAUAUAAGACAGAUAAGCAAGAAGUAUGCAGUUUAAUAGGGAUGCAGGUGGCGCUGUGGGUUAAACCACAGAGCCUAGGACUGGCCGAUCAGAAGGUUGGCGGUUCGAAUCCCUGCGACGUGGUGAGCUCCCGUUGCUCGGUCCCUGCUCCUACCAACCUAGCAGUUCGAAAGCACGUCAAAGUGCAAGUAGAUAAAUAGGUACCGCUCCAGGGGGAAGGUAAACGGCGUUUCCGUGCGCUGCUCUGGUUCACCACCAGAAGCGGCUUAGUCCUGCUGGCCACAUGACCCAGAAGCUGUACGCCGGCUCCCUCGGCCUAUAGAGCGAGAUGAGCGCCGCAACCCCAGAGUCGGCCACGACUGGACCUAAUGGUCAGGGGUCCCUUUACCUUUACCUUUAUGCUGGUUAAUGGAGAGGGCAGUGUUAUGGGUCUGCCCUCAGCCCAGGUCUGGCUCCAGGUCUGAGGGUCCUCUGCUAGCCGCCCCUCCCUGUCAGUGGGUUUCAGGUGGUCUCCCCUAGAUGUGGUGGUUGCACUCUUCAGCAGCCCUGGGCGGCUGCAUCUAGCCCCCUUUUCAGUUUCCCAGAAUGCCGCAGAGUGAUGCUCUGCCAGGUGCAUUGUGGGAAACGUAAGGGCAUUUCAGCCACCUGAUGCUGCCUGGGUGGGGGGAGGAGAAGGAGGGACGCCCCCCAUCAGCAUCAUUAAUGAAUGCUAGAAAAAAUGAGGUGCGAGGGGCAUAGUGGUAUUCAAAUAAAAAGUUUCUUCCGCGUUGGUUCCAUCUCGUUUGCCCUGCUGGAUGUCAAAUAAUAAUAAUAGUAAUAUUUAUAUCCCUGCAAAAUGGAUCUGUUAAUAGGCCCGAAAGAGAAGAAAAUAAAUGAUCCAUGGUAGCACAUAACUACCGUAUUUUUUGCUCUAUAGGACGCACUUUUCCCCCUCCAAAAAUUAAGGGGAAAUGUGUAUGCGUCCUAUGGCACGAAUGCAGGCUCCUUGGCUUCAGCGAUAGCAACGUGAAGCCUCCGAAGCGCAGAGGGAGCGCUCCCUCCGCGCUCCGGAGGCUUCGCGUUGCUUUUGCUGAAGCCUGGAGAGCGAGAGGGGUCGGUGCGCACCGACCCCUCUCACUCUCCUGGCUUCAGGGAUAGCUGCCUGAAGCCUUCGGAGCGCAGCGCGAGUUCCCGCUGGCUCCGCGGGCUUCGGGUUCCUUUCGCUGAAGCCAAGAGAGCAAGACUCUCCUGGCUUCAGCAGAGAGGGAGAGCUGCGCAGCGCCCCUUCAGCCAAGCGGGAGGAGAAAUGGAAGGGGCUCCGUUUCUCCUGCCGCUUCGCUGAAGGGGCGCUGCACAGAGAGGGGGAGAAUUUUUUUUCUUGUUCUCCCCCUCUAAAACAAGGUGCGUCCUAUGUUCGGGUGCGUCCUAUAGAGCGAAAAAUAUGGUAUGUCUUUUGACUCGCAUCUUCACUGCUGCAAGAUUGCAAAGCCCGGCUUCCUCUUUAGAUUUAAAGCCAACCAAUUUAUUCUUCUUAUUAUUAUAAUUUUUAUUAAAUGUUCUGUUCUACCGUUUUAAAUACUCAUUUUACAUCCUUAAAAUAUCUAUGACUUCCCUUCUUCUCUUUUCAUGGUUCAUUUUACGUAUCAUAAACCCCUGCAUCUUUUACAAAAAUUAUACCAUUCAGUAUUCCAUUAUUGCAUCCACCAAAACUUACUUACACUGUUGAAUUUCUUUUAACGCUGCCAGCGUUUUCAGCUGUACACAGUUAUUUCCCAUUUUUCAAUAAACAUUUUCCAAUCUUCUUUAAAGGUAUGUUUGAAGCAAAUGUUGGAAACAAGAACCAGCAGUAUUUUAUCCUCUCUUCUCUACAGUAGCCUAAUAAUAAUAAAAAUAACCCUGCUCCAUUUAGAAUCCAGCUGUCUCACUGAUUGUACAAGUGUAAAACUAUCAGUGCCAGAGGGCCAGGGCCUCCAAGCACCGAUGAAAACCCUACCCUCCCUUUCUUCUCCUUUGCAAAAGAUCUCCAUGGAGUCUGCUUCCCUGGGGCAAAUGGGGCCCUGCCCCACCAGCCUCCACCUGCCUACUUGCUAGUCUCAGUAUUGCCCUUGUCAAACUCAAUGGGGAGGAGGGACAAGCAAUAGAAUGAGUUGGUUCUGGCGCCCCCUUCUGUUCAGCUCCUGGCCUGCUGCCCUACUGGUUCCAAGGGGCACCAGUCACCCCUGAAAAAGUCAAGACUCCCCCUUGUUAUUUAGGGGAAUUGAAUUGAAUUCUAAUUUACCGUAUUUUUCGCUCUAUAGGACGCACUUUUUUCCCUUCAAAAAUGAAGGGAAAAUGUGUGUGCGUCCUAUGGAGCGAAGACGCCAUAGCCCCGCGACCCUCUCCCGGCUGGAGAGGUGACGCGCGGCUAUUGAGGCUCUUGCUUUAGCCCCGCGCGCGCUCUCCCGGCUGGAGAGGUGACGGGCGGCUAUUGAGGCUCUUGCCAUAGCCGCCCGUCACCUCUCCAGCUGGAGAGCGCGCGCUGGCUGCUGGAGAGGUGACGGGCGGAUAUAGACGCCCCGGCCAUCGCCGCCCGUCACCUCUCCAGCCGGGAGAAGGUCGCGGGGGGCUGCUUUAGCCCCGUGCGCGCUCUCCCGGCUGGAGAGGUGACGCACGGCUAUGGCAGGAGCCUCAGUAGCCGCCCGUCACCUCUCCAGCUGGGAGAGCGCGCGCGGGCUAAAGCAAGAGCCUCAAUAGCCGCCCGUCACCUCUCCAGCCGGGAGAGGGUCGCGGGGGCUGCUUAGCCCGCGCGCUCUCCCGGCUGGAGAGGUGACGGGCGGCUAUUGAGGCUCUUGCCAUAGCCGCCCGUCACCUCUCCAGCUGGGAGAGCGCGCGGGGCUGCUGGAGAGGUGACGGGCGGCUAUAGAAGCUCCUGCCAUAGCCGCCCGUCACCUCUCCAGCCGGGAGAAGGUCGCGGGGGGCUGCUUUAGCCCCGUGCGCGCUCUCCCGGCUGGAGAGGUGACGCAUGGCUAUGGCAGGAGCCUCAAUAGCCGCCCGUCACCUCUCCAGCCGGGAGAGCGCGCGCGGGCUAAAGCAGCCCCGCGACCCUCUCCCGGCUGGAGAGGUGACGGGCGGCUAGUUGAGGCUCUUGCUUUAGCUCCCGCGCGCUCUCCCGGCUGGAGAGGUGACGGGCGGCUAUGGCAAGAGCCUCAAUAGCCGCCCGUCACCUCUCCAGCCGGGAGAGGGUCGCGCGGGGCUGCUUUAGAGCCGCGCGCUCUCCCGGCUGGAGAGGUGACGCAUGGCUAUGGCAAGAACCUCAAUAGCCGCGCGUCACCUCUCCAGCCGGGAGAGCGCGCGCGGGCUGCUGGAGAGGUGACGGGCGGCUGUAGAAGCUCCUGCCAUAGCCGCCCGUCACCUCUCCAGCCGGGAGAGGGUCGCGGGGCUGCUUUAGCUCCGCGCGCUCUCCCGGCUGGAGAGGUGACGGGCGGCUAUGGCAAGAGCCUCAAUAGCCGCCCGUCACCUCUCCAGCCGGGAGAGGGUCGCGCGCGGGGCUGCUGGAGAGGUGACGGGCGGCUAUAGAAGCUCCUGCCAUAGCCGCCCGUCACCUCUCCAGCCGGGAGAGGGUCGCGGGGGCUGCUUAGCUCCCGCGCGCUCUCCCGGCUGGAGAGGUGACGCACGGCUAUGGCAGGAGCCUCUCCGCUGCGCCUUUCCGCUGCUCCUGAACUGCUCUUUGGGGCUGGCGGUGGGCUUCCCCGCCAGCCCCAAAGAGCAGGUCGAAGGAACCUGAAGCCUGGAGAGCGAGGGUCUCGCUCUCCAGGCUUCCAAGGUUGCCGCCUGGACGCACCUUAAACGGCACCUUGUUUUAGAGCGGGAAAACAAGAGGGUGAAAGUUCUCCCCCUCUCUGCGCAGCGCCUCCUGCCACUUCGCUGAAGGGGCGCUGGGCAGAGAGGGGGAGAUUUUUUUUUCUUGCUCUCCCCCCUCUAAAACAAAGUGCGUCCUAUGGUCCGGUGCGUCCUAUGGUGCGAAAAAUACGGUAUAUUCCAGAAACGUGGGAGAUUACAAGGUGUCAAAAAAAAAUGGAUGUACUGUGCCAUAUUAGAAUAAAAAAAAAACUUGUUUUGAUGAACUGGAAGAGCCGCAAAAAGAUUCCAUUGAGCACAUGGAUUGAUAAUAUGGACAGACUAGCUACAUACGAACGAAUUGCAUGUCGCCAAUGAAGAAUGGAUAAAUGUGAAGAAAUCUGGAGGGAAUAUUUAAGUGAUAAGGCGGACAGUGGUGGGAAGUAGGGGAGGAGAGGUGGGGAAAUAUUGUUUAAAAGGUGUUGUUGUUGUUGUUUAGUCGUUUAGUCAUGUCCGACUCUUCGUGACCCCAUGGACCAGAGCACGCCAGGCACUUCUGUCUUCCACUGCCUCCCGCAAUUUGGUCAAACUCAUGCUGGUAGCUCCGAGAACACCGUCCAACCAUCUCGUCCUCUGUCGUCCCCUUCUCCUUGUGCCCUCAAUCUUUCCCAACAUCAGGGUCUUUUCCAGGGAGUCUUCUCUUCUCAUGAGGUGGCCAAAGUAUUGGAGCCUCAGCUUCAGGAUCUGUCCUUCCAGUGAGCACUCAGGGCUGAUUUCUUUAAGAAUGGAUACGUUUGAUCUUCUUGCAGUCCAUGGGACUCUCAAGAGUCUCCUCCAGCACCAUAAUUCAAAAGCAUCAAUUCUUUGGCGAUCAGCCUUCUUUAUGGUCCAGCUCUCACUUCCAUACAUCACUACUGGGAAAACCAUAGCUUUAACUAUACGGACGGUAUAUCAGUAUUCAAAUCUGAAUUGUCAAAUUGUGUUAUUAGUGUUACAAUGGUUUUUGUUUUAUGUGUCUUUGCUGUUGUUGUUUGUAUUGAAAAAACGAUUAAAUAAUUUUUUAAAAAAACAAAAAAACUCCCCCUUCUUUCCCCUUCUGCAGACAACCAUCAUGGCCGUGGAGUUUGACGGAGGGGUUGUGAUUGGAUCUGACUCCAGAGUAUCUGCAGGGUGAGUGCUGUACGUUUGAGAAAGGGGGGGUGCUUGUGUGUUUGUGUACACCUGUCUAAUGUCUGGCCUCUCCACCCGAUGGUGGGGAAUCGCAGGGCAGUGUAACAUUUCCGAGGCUACUUUUCUGGGAGGGAGUUUCCUUCCUCUGAGAUGCAUAUCUCUUUGUCCAAACGAGGCCUCCUUGAAUGCGUGAUGGAAAUCCACCUUCCACAGGACUAGCUGCUUGUCCAGUUAAAUGGCUGGCUUCCAAAGUUGGAACCACGUGAAGUGUGCCAAGCCGUGCAUGAGAGCCAAAAUGCCCACCUCUGAUUUCCUCUGUUGAAAUAUUUGUGGGAUUUUCUAGAGUUGUGGGAAUGUUGAUUUUUGCCACUGUAAUGUCUCUCUCUCCUUUCACACUGUGCUUUUGACAUCUCCUCCCAGGCAGUCCGUGGUGAACUGCGUCUUCAACAAACUGGAGCGGCUGCACAGCCGAAUUUAUUGUGCCCUCUCUGGCUCGGCAGCAGAUGCCCAGGCCAUUGCCGACAUGGUGAACUACCAGCUAGAGCUGCACAGGUGAGCACUAGUGUCAGCUUCUCAGGUGAGGGAGGGGGCAGGCUGCCAGCCACAGGUGCCAUCUCUAGAGGACCUUACACAGUGGCCAAGCGUCACCUUAGCUCGGGUGAAUUUCAGGGAAACCACUGCAAAAACAAGAGAGGGGACGUUCCAUUUUAACAGCAGUUUUGGCAGAGCAUGGGACUCUUAAUCUCAGGGCUGUGGGAUCGAGGUCCACGCUGGGCAAAAGAUUCCUGGGUUGGGUUGGACUCGAUGAUCCUCAUGUAACUCUGAUUCUAUGACAGGUGGGUGGGACUACCCACUUGUCAAUCAUAUGAUUGACAGGAGCAUUGUCCACCCAGCCCGCCUGUCACAGUUGGCUGUCAGAGACGGGGGUCUAAUAAAGAUCUGGUCUCCCCAGCCAGAAAGUUUCUCCAACCUAGAGUAAACGGCAAAGAAAAUUGGCUACUCCUAUUUUUUUUAAGAAAUAAAUCCUCUGAGCAUGUACAGUUUCUCAUUUUAACGUGCAGCACCAUAACUACUACAGUGGUACCUCUGGAUAUGAAUAGGAUCCAUUCCGGAGCCCCGUUCGCAUCCUGAAGUAAACGCAACCCACGUGUGUGCAUGUGCGUGUGUCACGAUUCGCCGCUUCCACACAUGCGCGUGAUGUCAUUUUGAGCGUCUGCGCAUGCACGAGUGGUGAAAUCCGGAAGUAACGUGUUCCGUUACUUCUGGGUUGCCGCGGAGCACAACCUGAAAGCGCUCAACCUGAAGCAACUUCAACCCGAGGUAUGACUGUACAGGAAUAAAAUGGAGUUUCCUUCUGUUUUCCUUGUGCUCAGCACCUUUGCUUGGACACAAGUAUAAUUUUGUUGUAAAAAAAAAGAGAGUAAUAUAUAUUUUUAAGGAAAAAAAUACAGUGGUACCUCAGGUUACAUGUGCUUCAGGUUACGUACGCUUCAGGUUACAGACUCCGCUAACUCAGAAAUAGUACCUCGGGUUAAGAACUUUGCUUCAAGAUGAGAACAGAAAUCGUGCGGUGGUAGUGCGGCAGCAGCGGGAGGCCCCAUUAGCUAAAGUGGUGCUUCAGGUUAAGAACAGUUUCAGCUUAAGAACGGACCUCUGGAACGAAUUAAGUACUUAACCUGAGGUACCACUGUAUAAAGAAAAUGAGCAUCUGGACUCAUGUGGCUAUAAACAUGUUUUAAAAAAUAAGAAUAAAGGGAGGAUGCUGUGGUGACCAGCCUCAAUGAUUUGCUCCCCCCCCCCCAAUUUUGCCAUUUUCACCAUUUUCUGCUGCUUUCUAGAUGGUAAUGAGUGGGGUGGGGGCUGGGUCUUGGCCCUGAGGUCUAGCCUACUACCAGCUGCAAGCCUCAAGAUGGCGGACCCCAUCUUUAAGCCACCUGGCAAUUGAUUCAGAUGUUAGGUGAACUCAGCCUGGUUUCUGGAAGAAAGAACACAGUUUGUUGGUGCUGAACCGCCCUCUAGUGGCCAAAGCAGGAAGAGCUCUCUGUUCUCUUUUCUCCGUUAUCACCCGAUUUCCCAGAAAAGGAGACUCCAGACUCAGCCGUUAAGGCUGUUGCUAUUACGAGAUAUCCUGCAGCCAAUUGGAAGCCGCACCUUUGUUUUCCAAUGUUUUGGAAGUCAAACUGACUUCCGGAACGGAUUCCGUUCGACUUCCAAGAUAGCACUGUACACGAGAAAGGGGCUUGUGCAGACUUCUUCACGUUCAGUGUGUAUUUUAAAGUGAGGGGAGCAUAUCCUAUAUAGAAAUAGCAAGAUCAAUGCUCUUAUUCUCACACGAGAGAAUCAGCAGGUUUACGGAGGUGGAGGGGACCCCCAAAAUUUGGCAGAAAUACGAAAAAAAUCAGCUUUUAAGCAGUGAUUCUCAACCUGUGGGUCCCCAGAUGUUGUUGGACUACAACUCCCAUCAUCCCAGAGCUCUGGCCUUGCUAGCUAGGGGUGAUGGGAGUUGUAGUCCAACAACAUUUGGGGACCCACAGGUCGAGAAAGGCUGCUUUAAGGGGAGAAAAUGUGAAGGGUGGGGGAAAGGCACCCCUGAAAAAAACAGGCCAGUGAGGUUUGAGCAUGCUCAGAAGACACAGAAUGCUAGGUGUGUCUGUGGAAAACCAGGCGGGAGAGGGAAUGUGAUGGAGUAUCUUGAAAAGGGGCAUGGCUGGCUGGCUGGCUAGAAACCUGAACAGGAAUGCACUGCACUGCUGUGGUUUUGUUGCAGGACCCAAUUCCCCUCAUUUUUACCUAAUGCAAGAAGGGCUUUCACACUCGCCAGAAGCUUGGCUCUGCCCUCACUGGUCCUGGAAGGAUCCUUUUAAAAAGUCCCAUAUGCUCAGAGACUUUGCGCCUCUUCAUUGGGGGAGAUAGGAAGCCCAGAGCACUUGUUCUUUAGAUGUCCCUUUUACGAAGAGGCACGUAGUGAGACCAUUGAUUCCCUGCUGGUGAGGCUCGCUGACCUCCCAGAAAAGCAAAAAAAUUUGACAUUUUCCUGUUAGGCAAAGAUCAUAAGACGACCCGGAUGGUUGCCAGAUUCUGUGUACAGAUCUGUAGGUGCAGACCAUCCCCCGACUCAAACUAGUUCAUGAAGAAAAUCCCCAAACUCGCUUCCAUGGGUGACUCUGGGUCAUCUCUCUGCGGUAGCUUAUCUUAAAGUUUUAAGUGUCUAUACGUUUAUUGCAUUUAUAAAUUUUAAAUUUAUUGUUAUACAUUGUUUUAACUGUUUGUUUUCUUUCUGGGAAUGUACCCCCAAGUGUGUUUUAUAAGCUGGUCUUCGACUGUAAUAAAUUAUCUAUCUACCUACCUACCUAAUCUUUUUUUUGUCUCCCUGGCAGCUUGAACAUGGAGGGUCCUCCGCUGGUCCUGGCCGCAGCCACCUUGGUGAAAAACAUCAGCUACAAGUACAAGGAGGAGUUUUCGGCUCACCUCAUGGUGGCAGGAUGGGACGCCAAGAAAGGCGGGCAGGUAAGCAGAGAGAAUGAUGGGCCAGGGAUGGUUUCUGGCAUCCCACCUGCUCCGCUCAUUCUCUGCUACCUUCCAGGUGUACGGGACUCUGGGCGGGAUGCUGACCCAACAGCCUUUUGCGAUUGGCGGAUCCGGGAGCACCUACAUUUACGGCUACGUGGACUCUGCCUACAAGCCAGGAAUGAGCCGGGAGGAAUGCCGCCAGUUCACAAUGAACGGUAGCCGUCUAAGCUGUGUCCAUUUCAGGGUGGCGGCGUGACAGGGACAUUUUUUUGGGGGGUGUGGAGAGGUGGAAACAAAGCUGGACUCCUAGAAAGUCUAGUCCCAUCUUUACAGAAGGUGCAGGUUUUGACUAGAAAUUGGAGAAAAGUAGCUCAGAAAGAUGCAGUUUGGAGAACCAUUGUUAACCACUGUUAAUCGUUGUUAACCAUUGGAGAAAAUAGCAGUACAGUGGUACCUCGGGUUACAGAAACUUCAGGUUACAGACGCUUCAGGUUACAGACACUUCAGGUUACAGACUCCACUAACCCAGAAAUAGUACCUCUGGUUAAGAACUUUGCCUCAGGAUGAGAACAGAAAUCGCGCAGCGGCAGCGGGAGGCCCCAUUAGCUAAAGUCGUACCUCAGGUUAAGAACAGUUUCAGGUUAAGAACGGACCUCCAGAACGAAUUAAGUUCUUAACCUGAGGUACCACUGUAUUUCCUAGAAAUGGGUUGUGGUUUCUAUAGCUAUGCGAGUGGCUCCAUAAAAGCAACAGGGCCCCGUCUGCACUGGGCAUUUAAAGUGCUAUGAUGCCACUUUAGAAUAUCAUGGCUUCCCCCAAAGAAUUCUGGGAACUGUAGUUUGGUAAAGAUACUGAGAGCUAACAACUCUCAGCAUCCUUGCCAAACUACAGUUCCCAGACCCCUUAUUCCCUCCACAAAUCUACAAUUCCCAGAGUAGUUUAACAAUCAAUCCCUGUUCUUCCCAAGGGAACUUUUUGAAUUGUAGCUCUGCAAGGGGACUAGAAGUCUCCUAACAGCACUCGGCACCCUUAACAAUCUACAGUUCCCAUAAUUCUUUGGGAGAAGGCUCAACGGUUUAAAGUGCUUUGAUACUGUUUUAAAUGUAUAGUGCUGAUAGGCCACAACAACAACAACAACAACAACUUUAUUAUAUCAUCCCCGUCCUCAAAGCUUUUUCUACAGCAUCAGCUGAAUUUAAACGCCCCUUUUCCUUUCUCCUCCCUCUCCUUUCAGCCAUUGCCCUCGCCAUGUGCCGGGACGGAUCCAGCGGGGGCGUCAUUUACCUCGCCACCAUCACCAAAGAGGGUGUCAAGGAGGAAGUUGUCGUGGGAGACGAGAUUCCUAAGUUCUACGACGAAUGAAUUUGCUCCCCUCCACUCUGUUUUUUUAUUCCCGUUAGUGGAGGGCAGCCCAUUUGGACAAGGGGGCACUGCCCCACCAGCCUUAGUGCGCCCCCACCUCCCUUCCUUCUUACUUACAGCAGCCUGCCUUUGGCUCUGGCUCCCCCUAGUGUUGGCCUCCCUGUCUCCUGCCUUAUCUGUCUCAAUGUGCACUACCCUCCGCUGACAGUAAUAAACUUUGCUAGAGAAAAA
Molecule: messenger RNA, 11740 nt
Organism: Podarcis lilfordi (Lilford's wall lizard)
Lineage: Eukaryota; Metazoa; Chordata; Lepidosauria; Squamata; Lacertidae
Source: the annotation of a GenBank genome assembly